AUGUCUGACAUCGAAGGGUCGUUUAGUGACAUCAUUGCUAGACUGUGUGAGGCAAUCCUCAGAUACAGCAUCCGUGGUAAAGACGGGAAAAUGCCUGAAAGCCAUCUGGAUGGUAACCUUCCUAAAGAAGAGGUGUCGGGCUACGUCAAUGCCACCCUGGACCGCCUAAUUGACCAGUUCCAAUCGGUGGUCGAGCUAAGUACGAACAUCGAUGACGAAGGUGACGAUAGAAACGCCAUUGUCGAUGACGACGCAAUGAUUGAAAAGUGGGUAGCUGAGGCUUUCUGCGAUACACACGGCGAAAAGGAGGAGAGGCAUAAGGUAGAGACAAAGGGCAAGACUGAAAAAUCUAACCAGAAGCCAUCGGGUGUCCGCACAGUAGGGACACAGGUCAAGGAAAGACGGGCGGAGAAGAAGGAUAAAGAAGGACAAACAGAACUGAGCGAAACAUUCAUAGAAAAGCUUGACAGGGGUGAACAGACAGAAAAACGAUUUACUGGCAUGACUGGUGAUGAAAAGCUUAUCAGGGAGCUACGAGAUGAGAAUCGUUUGCUUCAAGGAGAAGUGUUUGCCUUGGAAUCAGAAAUGCGUGAAAUACAGGAACAGCAGCAAGAGCUCGAAAAGAGAUUGGAGGAAGAGACGGCUGCAAAGUUGACAUCCAUGAAACAUCUCGCUGAGGUUAUCGCCAGCCGAAACAAUACCAAAGACGAGUCGACCAACACGAGAACGAAACCAGGAAAUAGCAUCGGGAAGGAACUUGUCAAGACCAUGGGGAAAGAAGUAUCACCGAAAACUUCAAUUGUACAGUGCACAACUAGUUCAACAAGCAUAAAUAGCCUGUCCAGUGUCACUAGUAGUGAGUCCGAGACUGCAAGUGUUGAAGAGAGCAGAGAACCAGGGGUUGGCAUGCGCCAGAGGAGUCGUGCUCUUAAAUCUGAGAUUGGCAGGUUGAGGAACGUCUAUUCAGAUGUGGAAGAUCAUCUGUCAAAAUUAGCAGAGGAAAACACCAACCUUCGACUUCGCAUAGGAAAGUUGAACCGGGAGGCUAAAGAUAUGAAAAAUCACAUGGACCAGUCAGACCUUGCCUGCGAAGAGUAUCAAGGAGAAAUAAAAAAUCUUGACAAGGUAAACUCUCAGUUGGAAAAGAAGGUUGCAGGAAUUACCAAAGAAAAGAUUUUCGUAAAAGAGAAGCUCGAAGCUGCGAAUGACGAGUUGACAAAACUGGAUUUAGAUCGCCGAAGGGCUGAGAGGGAAAUCCUCGAACUAAAUAAGAAAUAUGAAAGCCUCUCAAGAGAGAAACAUAACUUGAGUGAGGAGUUUGGGAAACUGGAGAAGUCUCACUUGGAAGCAAGCGCCAAAGCAGCAAAGUUAUCAAAGAUCAGUGCUGAAAGUGAGGUACAACUAGGGAUCCUUCGAGGACAGAUCGGGGAUAUGACCAUAGAAACAAAUCAACUUCGUGGGGAGAAUCAGGCUAAUUCAGACGCAAGACAAAGGGCUGAACGUGAGAAUCGGAAGCUGUCAUCUGAUCUGAAAGCAACUCGCAAGAUGAGCAGUGAACUUUCUGCUGAGGUCCUUCAAAUCAGAUCGAAGGUGGAUGCUUUAGAAGAUACUGUUAAUCAUCUGGAGUUAGAGAAUGCUCAACUCAAGGAGAAGAAUGUUCAUCUAGUUGCUAGUAAAGACGCACUGGCCAAGCAAGCUUCUGAUGCGGAAGAUAGGAACAUCACGAUAGUCGAAAGCCUCAAAGAACAGGAAUCAGAGUUGUACAAGCUCAAGAGAGAAAAUUUUGAGCUGCGAACAACUGUCGAACACAUAAACAUGAUUAAUGCAAGCAUCCGAACGAGAUUGGACAAUUGGGGCAAAGAAAGUGUUGAUAUUGGAAAGAGAAUGAAGCACUUGGUUGGAGUCAAGGCAGAGCUGCAGAGUUUUAUUCAACAGCUUAACUCUGUCAAUACCAACAUUGAAGAACGUUUUGAAAAGAUGGACUCUGAAUAUGCUGACUUAGAGCGUAAGUUACACGCAGUAGGCAAGAAAGACAACUGCGUUGAUGCCCAAGAGGUCACCCGUGAUUGCAUGGCUAAUGGCAAAAAUUCACCAAUCUUGCAAGAAAUCGACUGA
Molecule: messenger RNA, 2115 nt
Organism: Lytechinus pictus (painted urchin)
Lineage: Eukaryota; Metazoa; Echinodermata; Echinoidea; Temnopleuroida; Toxopneustidae
Product: myosin heavy chain, cardiac muscle isoform-like
Exons: 1
Coding region: 1-2115 (704 amino acids)
Source: RefSeq, a predicted model, not a curated record